AUGAUGCCGGCGCACUUGUCGCGCGCCCGCGCCACGUCCCGCUUAUGGGCAAGCGACGAGGAACUCGCCAAGAAGGACGACGACCACCUCCCAGUCCGCCAGCACCAGCACCAGGGCCCUAAUGGACAAUGGCAGGCGGCCGUUCGAAUGCCCCGCCGCCGCUCCGUGGCGAGGCUGCUCGCCUACAUCGCCAUCACCCUCUUCCUCUUCUACGUCCUGUCGCAAGCUUUCACCUCAAGUCCGCACGGAGACAUCCAGGGCUUGCAUCGGUCAUCAACCUUGAACGGUCGGCCCCCUCCCGGACGAGGCUCGACAGGCACUGUCGGAGAAACGCACGAUGCGGCAUCAAGCGUUCAAAAGCCGAAGACAUAUAACGGCGCCGUCAAGUUGCCAAGCCUGGGUCAAUCCCUUCACGCCAUAGCAGGGACGGAGGGGAAACAGCCCAAGAAUCGCAAUGUCCUCUUCGCGGCCGCGAGCCUCAAGAGCGCAUCCGCACUUCUGCCGUUGGCUUGUCAGAUGGCCUUGGAGAGGCGGAAUUACGUUCACUUUGCGUUCAUGGGACGGAGCGUGGUGCCGCUGCAAGAGCUGGUCAAAAUCAACGGCAUUGACAACACAUGUCAGAUGAUCUUGCAUGACGCGAGGCCCGACCACGCCGUUGACUCGACAGAGCAGCGGAUGGCGCUGUGUUCCGCACGAGCCAUGUAUCAUAUCAACACGUACAUGCAUCCGCAGGCCAUUUUCAUCGACUCGACAUCCGCCGAGGAGUCGUACUUCCUGCGCGGACUCCGCGACCAGACACGGGGCACCGCAUCCGCCAUCAUAGAGCUCCCCGAGAGACCCGGGAUGCGUCUGGCCUGGAUCACCAAGCUGGACUCGGCGGCGCUAGCGGCCUGGGACAAGAUCACCAUUCACAUCCUCGUGCAAGCCCCGACGAGCGGUGCCGGGAACAUCAUGCGCCUGCUGACGUCGCUGUCGCAGGUGGACAUGGCCGCUAUGCCCGUGCCGCACUUGACGGUCGACCUCCCGCACAAGGCGGAGCCGCAAACCGAAAAGUUCCUCGCCGACUUUCGAUGGCCACCGCGGACAGGCGCCAACGCCCACCUUCCAAACAUGCUCUCCUUACAUCGCCGCAUCCCGCGCACGAAACUAUCUGCAGAGGAGAGUUCUGUGAGGUUCCUAGAGUCGUACUGGCCCAAGUCGAAAAGCCACUCCUACGUGCUGGUAUUGUCACCUCACACCGAGGUGACUCCCCAAUUCUUACACUAUCUCAAGUUUAGCAUCCUGCACUAUAGACACUCAAACAGUGUGGCGCUCACGAAUUCGGAUGCGCAGAUGAUGGGUCUCAGCUUAGCAACGCCGACCAAAUUGCUGGACGGGUCGUCACCAUUGACAGCGCCCGCUCCUGUAGAAGACGGAGGGUCUUCUUUCCUUUGGCAGGCACCUCUCAGUGACGCCAUGGUCAUCCCAGGAGACAAGUGGAUGGAACUGCACGGGUUCAUCUCACACAUCCUCGAACUGCAAGCUUUGUCCACAGAGUCGCCGCCUCUGCUGGCCCACAAGCAGAUCAGCAAGAAGUACCCAUCAUGGCUAGAGUAUGUGUUGCAACUCUCGCGCAUACGUGGAUACUACUGCAUGUACCCCGGGCAGGAGACGUCGAGGGUGGUGGUGGGCGUGCAUAAUGACCUCCCCGACGUGCCGGAAGAGUACAGCGAAGACGACGAAGCACGACGCGACGCCAUGGGAGAAGGCGUGGGUGAUGAGGCAACCGCCGUCUUCGAACCGCACUGGCAUGUGGACAUCCUACACACUUUGCCACACGGUGGCAACCUGCCAAAUUUGAGAAGCCUCUCCAUGCUUAGCUGGGACGGCAAGGGAUCCUCGGCGACAGCGUUCGACGACGAUGCCGCAGCUUACCGCGCGCGGUUCAUGACAGAGGUGGGCCAAUGCAAGGAUGAGCAGCUGGAACGGCAACCGCACGCCUUUGCGGAUGACUUAUUUUGCUACAUGUAA
Emericellopsis cladophorae is the source of this 2010-nucleotide messenger RNA. RefSeq lists its product as uncharacterized. NCBI's taxonomy places the organism in Eukaryota, Fungi, Ascomycota, Sordariomycetes, Hypocreales, Bionectriaceae. The transcript is spliced from 3 exons. The record is from RefSeq and is a predicted model, not a curated record. Bases 1 to 2010 code for a protein of 669 amino acids.